AGAUCGACUUGAAGUUGCUUUUUAGUGAAUACAUCCAUUUUUGCAACAAUAUUUUUCCUGGAGUGGAACGAGAUCGAUGUACAAGUCCGAUAUUUAAUGAAGCAUUGAAGAUGGAAGAAGGUUCCGAGAAUGCUGAUACGAACACGCAGAACGUCAAAUUCAUCGAUACCUUGAUCACGCAAUGGAUGAAGUACACAGGAAACGCGGUUUCGGAUCAAACGGAGGAGGUGACGGAAAGUGCGAACACGCAGAAAAACACUCAACAGGCUCUGCAGAAGCGGGACCGUGUUAUUCACGACCUGAGGCGGAAGCUGAAGGAAAGCCAGGAAGCGGCAACCUUUUUGUCCACCUCCUUGGAAACGGAAACGCGCAACAAGGCGGAGAUUCGGAUCAAAUUAAACGCGACUUGGGAAACCAUUGAGACUAUCACAGAAUAUUUCAACUACAUCAGUGAGAGUCUGACCAGCUUUGAGCAGCAUCGCAUUAAUUUGUCUGCUCUUUACGAUGGGGUGAUUCACAAGCAGCAGGAAGAUAUCAAGAAGAUGCAAUUAAACAGCUCAAAAUCAAAAGAUUUAGAGGAUCACGUUACGCAUUUGAAAAAUGAAUUGCUACUACGAGAAAAAAGACUACAAGAGACGAUGACGGAGCAGAAUAAAUUAUGCAAACAACUGGAAAACGUCCAAUACGAAUUACAAUUGCAGAAGAACCAAUUGAAUAUGUCUACCCAAGAAAAGCUGAAAGAACAGCAGUGCUUAUCAUUGGAAAAUGAAAAUUUAAAAUCGCGACUGAAGACAAUUAAAAAAGAAAAUUACGACAUCGCGAAAUCGGCUGCGCAAUUGGAAAACAAAUUGCUACUUCAAGAAAAGAAGAUGCAAGAUGUCUUGACAGAGCAGAAUAAAUUACAAAAACAAGUGGAAAAUACCGAGCGCGAAUUGCAUUUGCAGAAAAGUAAAUUGACCAAUGCACAUGCUGAAGAAAAGAUAAAUCUUGUCAAGGAAAAACAAGAAUUGUUAUCGGAAUUCGCAAGUUUACAAUCACGAAUAAACAUACUGGAGCAAGAUAAAACUAACAUCACAGAAACAAUCGCACAAAAAGAUGAACUUCUUUCAAAAUUUCAGGACGAAAUUUUUACGUAUAAAAAUCAAAUCGAAAUGAUGCAGACAAAUAAUCACAAUACGUUUACUAAAUGUGAGGCAUUGAUAGAAAAACAAAAUAUGUUGGAGAAAGACUUGCGUACAAAAACGGAAAGGAUGCAAAAUUUAGAAACAGUAUUAAACACACUAAAGCAAAGAGAGAGCAAACUCAUUAAUGAUAUAAACAGGAUGGAGAAGAAAUUGACUACUGAGAUGAAUUAUUCUAAGGAUCUCACAAAUAAGCUUUCGAAAGCGCAGGAGGACUUGCAGCUUGCGCAGAAUCAAAAUAAGGAGAUGCAAAAAACGUUAGAAAUGACUAAGAAAGACAGCAAAUUUGCCAAUAAGGAACUUCAACAACAAUUAAAGGCUCUUAAAACAGAGAAUGGAGAACUUUUAAAACGAGAAAAUACGAUGAGUAAGUCCGCGCAAGUUUUGUAUGAAAACGCGCAAGCCAAGCAUGCCGAAGAAGUGUCGGCCUUGAAGAGCGAUUACGAAAUGCAAUUAUUGGAGUCGAAGAAGACGAUAGAUUCCCUGCACGAGACGAUUAAUAAUGUUAGGGAAGAAAAUACCAAGCUGAAUAAGACAUUGAUAAAAAUAAGAGCAGAGAACAACACGUUGAAGAGCGAUAAUAAAUUGACUAUGUCGCGUAAUGAGGAUUUCCAAAAUAAAUUAAAAGAAGCCACGGAAGCGUUGCAGAUGAAGUCGACCGAGAAUCGAAAAAAGAAUGAAUUUGCAAUGUCUCAGCCUGCUAUUUUUACAUUUGAGGACCACGAUAAGAUAAAUGAGCCGUUAUCACCGAUUAGUAUUUAUCCAAUGAAUUCGAUGAAAGAGAUUCCAAAAGAGCAAGAGGCAGAAGUUACGUCAGUUGGAAGGAAGUUUUUCAAGUCGCGUUCCAGUCAACCGCGUACUUAUACCAAGCGAUCAACAAUAAGAAAGAAUCUGUAUUGAAUGAAAGGCAUCUCUAUGGGUGAAACCCUAGAUUUCUUUUUCAUUAUCAUUGCUAUCAUCUAUUAUUAUUAUCUAUUAUUAUUAUCAUCUAUUGCGUAGUAUUAUUUUUGGAAUUAAUUAGAGUUAGAGAUCAGAUAUUUUGAUGUAGAUUAAUAUUAUA
Messenger RNA from Nylanderia fulva, 2241 nucleotides. Lineage: Eukaryota; Metazoa; Arthropoda; Insecta; Hymenoptera; Formicidae. The record is from RefSeq and is a predicted model, not a curated record.